AAAUUGAGUAAAACUUGUGUAAAAAUAUUUCAUUCAAAACCAGGUGUUUCUCGAAUUUAAUUAAUUGUAAUCUCAAUUCAAUUAUCGCAAAACAUGGCGCCCACUCUGUACUUGAGCCGAAGAAGCCCUCCGUGUCGUACUGUCCUCUUUGUGGCCAAACUUCUGAACGUAGAGCUCGAAGAAGUGGAACUCGACAUGAGAAACAAAGCGCAUCUCAAACCAGACUUUCUUAAACUCAAUCCUCGGCACUCGAUUCCCACUCUUGUCGACAACGGAGUGUCUGUUUGGGAGUCUCGAGCCAUCGCUCAAUACCUGUGCAACAAAUACGCUCCCGAUUCGCCGCUCUAUCCGCGAGAGCCCGAGCGCAGGGCUCGAGUGGACACAGUUCUCAAUUGGGAUCUCAGCUCUUGGGGUCCGGCGCUUCGCAAUUCACUCGUGAGUAUCGCCGAAAGCAGCGCUAGUUUUGAU
Molecule: messenger RNA, 468 nt
Organism: Medioppia subpectinata
Lineage: Eukaryota; Metazoa; Arthropoda; Arachnida; Sarcoptiformes; Oppiidae
Source: the annotation of a GenBank genome assembly